UUCUUGUUAUCUAAAGCGGUGCCAUAAAGACAAGCAGCGGAAAUGUAAUGCAGUUCACACUGGACUUUAAGCUGAUCUCGACCGAUAAUGACUCCUGGCUGUAGCUCAAAUGUUGAAACACUUUCACUCUCAAUUAAUGGGACACAAACUGUUGAUAGGAGGGCAAACUGGAUUAACGGUAAUGCAUUAAGGAUUGCAGAUUUUCUCUGGACUUUGGAUAUGAAGCAGCUGUUUAUUCUGUCAGUAUUGUUGGUCUCUGUGUCUUCUUGUCCUGAUGGGGAGUUCACCUGCACAUCUGGAGAAUGUCUUCCUCCAGAACUUGUCUGUGAUUUUAAGGAGGAUUGUAAAGGAGGCUCUGAGGACGAAUUUUCUGGUUCGUGUAACUUUGAGCAUCACACCUGUGGCUGGAAUGACACCUCCCAACGCUGGAAACGGCAGAUGGCAAACAUGACUUCAAUACCUGGACAGGACCACACCACAGUAACCCCUUGGGGACACGUCAUGCAUGUAAGUGGUUUUCAAGUGGCGAGUUUGGAGUUUGCUGUUGUCAACGGGACAGCCCUAGGAUGUCAGAUCAGGUACUGACAAUAAAUAAAUAUCAGUG
Messenger RNA from Hippoglossus stenolepis (Pacific halibut), 604 nucleotides. Its product is annotated as MAM and LDL-receptor class A domain-containing protein 1-like. The record is from RefSeq and is a predicted model, not a curated record. Gene Ontology annotation, molecular function: protein binding. Gene Ontology annotation, cellular component: membrane. Bases 88 to 585 code for a protein of 165 amino acids. Lineage: Eukaryota; Metazoa; Chordata; Actinopteri; Pleuronectiformes; Pleuronectidae. The transcript is spliced from 4 exons.